CUUCCUCGUCACCCGCAAACACGCAUCCUUUCGCAUCGCCAUGGACCUCUUUCGCGCUACUCGAGCCAAAGAUCGCCGCACCAUGCCCAACGGUCGUCACACCACGCCCCGCGAGCGUCGCACCAUGCCCAGCGAGCAUCGCACCACGCCCAGCGAGCAUUGCAUCAAAUAUAACCUCAAGCGCGGCAUUCAACCGGACGACACCCUCCGCAUCCCCUCCUGGCACGCCUCCGAUCAUCCAUCGUUGUCAGUGAUGUCCUCCGAUCAUCCAUCAUUGUCAGUGACGUCCUCCGACUGCUCCUGGCACGCCUCGGACCGCUCGUCGACCUGCCCGGUCAUAUACCACAACUGCCGCUGCUCUUAUACAUGUCCGGUACGCGGUUCUUCUGCCUCUCGGGGAGGCAGCCAUUCUACCUGUCGAGAAGGUGACCACACUUCCUGUCCACCACGCGGUCGACCACUAUCCCAAACAUACGGCACCCCGUCCGACCAGCUCCGCCGCGCGGAGCACCAUCACCGCGGUUCGACGUUCUCCUUUCAUGAUGGCCGGCUUUCGUCGCACAACGCUUACGGGCUCCCGCCCGCUGACGACUACCAUCUCUCGACCUGCAGCGGCUCUUGUCUCUCAUCCUCUACUACCUACAGUCCUCCGCCUUACAGAGCAUCACGCCCCGAGUUCACCUACCACAUCUCGAGCAAAGAUCGGAGAUGGAAGGUGCUCUUGCAGGACACUAUCAGGCGCCCGGUGCGCUCCCUAGUCCCUGGUCGCCCUCACCCCCCCAAUAUACGCCAGAUCCACACCCUCAGCAAACGCGCCUUAGGGGACAUCGUCCGUCAGGCGCUGAAGCUGUCGAAGCUCGACCUGGUGAGGAAGCGCUCGGGUCUCAGUAUCAGUGGCGCCUCAAGCGCGGAGGGAGACUCGAGCGCGACACUUUUCGAGGGCCCAACCGCCACAGGAAACGCUAUCGAACGUCCUGUUCCCUCCUUCCUUCCCUCGUCGCCGUGCCACAACACGUAUGCUGCGCCCCACGACUGGCCCGGCGACCGUAUAGGGAAUGCCGGCAGCCUUCGUGAGGACGCUGGCAGCCUUCGUGAGGACGCUGGCAGCCUUCGUGAGGACGCCGGUGGCCUUCGUGAGGACGCCGGUGGCCUUCGUGAGGACGCUGGCAGCCUUCGUGAGGACGCUGGCAGCCUUCGUGAGGACGCUGGCAGCCUUCGUGAGGACGCUGGCAGCCUUCGUGAGGACGCUGGCAGCCUUCGUGAGGACGCUGGUGGCCUUGUUGACAGCGAUCAUGCUGGUGGCAUUGGCGAGGAUGCAGGCGCGCUCUACUAUGUUGCUGGCGAAGCUUUCAAUUUCGACGAUCCUAGCGGCUUUGAAGACUAUGCUGGCGGCUCUGUCAACGAUGACCCUAGCUCCCUCAACGACUAUUCCAGCUCCCUCGACGACGACGAUAAUACCAGCACGAUCUCACUGCUUAACGGCGAGCCUCUCGCCGACGCCGAUCUCUGUGUCAGUCUGCAUUUGUCUUCGUCAAGUACACCAUACUCGCACUCGUCACGCUGGAUCAAAAGCUGGAUUGCACAGGUGACCGUGUCUCGUCGAGAAGCUCGAGAGGAUUCCUGCGAGUUGCACUAGGUAACUGGCCCUCAGGCAUGUACGAGACCUGCCCUUUGUUUUGUCUACACUGGGUUCAGUGUGGCAGCUCGCUGGGGUUCUCUCCACGACACACAAGGCAUGGGUGGAGCACGCUCGCAGGCCACAGCACGCGCCCGCACACGCUCACCAG
Messenger RNA from Schizophyllum commune H4-8, 1787 nucleotides. RefSeq lists its product as uncharacterized. The record is from RefSeq and is a predicted model, not a curated record. Lineage: Eukaryota; Fungi; Basidiomycota; Agaricomycetes; Agaricales; Schizophyllaceae. The coding region runs from base 41 to 1636 and encodes 531 amino acids. The transcript has a single exon.